This is a messenger RNA of Drosophila hydei, 2069 nucleotides long. Its product is annotated as acetyl-coenzyme A transporter 1. Gene Ontology annotation, molecular function: acetyl-CoA transmembrane transporter activity. The transcript has 3 exons. The record is from RefSeq and is a predicted model, not a curated record. The coding region runs from base 286 to 1860 and encodes 524 amino acids. Lineage: Eukaryota; Metazoa; Arthropoda; Insecta; Diptera; Drosophilidae. Gene Ontology annotation, cellular component: membrane.
CGUUCGAUGUUGCUUGAGCAAACGCUGCUCUAAAUAUGAAAAGUACUUGAAUUAAACGAAACGAACGUCAACAAACCAUGCGCCACAUCGUCACACAAUGAUAUAAAGCGCAGAAUUGAAUUUGAUUAAAUAUAUUUGAAGUUAGGUUUAGAAGGCGUUUAAAAAAAAUUAGUUUUAUUUUGGAAACGCGUUGCUAACAUUAGCCGCCUUUAACUGACGUGGACCUGCAGCCGUUGUUGUUUUUUUAUUUUACUGCUGAUUAGGGAGGCAGCUGAAGGCAACAACAUGUCCGCUCGCCGCCGGGGUCAAGCGCAAGACGAGCAAAAGCUCGUCGAGUCUAUGGCGCAAGGAGACAAAGAGGAGAAGCCCGAUUUACGGGGCGAUAGACGCAACAUAGCCAUAUUGCUGUUCCUGUACGUGCUGCAAGGCAUCCCCAUUGGACUGAUUGCUGCUGUGCCCAUGCUGCUGCAGAAUCGAGGUGCCAGCUACAAACAGCAAGCGGAAUUCUCAUUCGCCUAUUGGCCAUUCAGCAUAAAGCUGUUGUGGGCGCCAAUCGUGGACUCGCUGUAUGUGCGUCGUUUCGGUCGUCGCAAAUCGUGGUUAGUGCCUGUGCAGUAUCUGUUGGGCGGUUUUAUGCUGCUGCUGUCUGCGCACGUAGAUCGCUGGCUGGGUGGCAACAACCUGGAACCCAACGUGCCGCUGCUAACACUGUUGUUUUUUGUGCUGAACUUUUUGGCCGCCACACAGGAUAUUGCUGUCGAUGGCUGGGCAUUGACCAUGCUUAAACGUUGCAAUGUGGGCUACGCUUCCACCUGCAAUAGUGUGGGCCAAACGGCUGGCUACUUUUUGGGCUAUGUGGUGUUUAUUGCUCUCGAAUCGAAGGACUUUUGCAACACAUAUUUGCGCUCCACUCCAGAGGAUGUGGGCAUGAUUACGCUGCCACGUUUCCUCUGGUUCUGGGGCAUCACGUUCAUCGUGGCAACUACGCUGGUGGCGAUAUUUAAACGGGAGAACGACGUUGAGGAUGCUCACACCGACGCACGCUACACGGAGGAACACGAACUUAACAUUCACGAGAGCUACAAAGUUCUCUGGGACAUGGUUCGCAAGCGACCCGUACAGAUUUUAGCUGGUAUUCUUCUGACUGUGAAAGUGACUUUUGCUGCGUCCGAUGCGGUUACCUCAUUAAAACUGAUCGAUGCCGGCGUACCAAAGGAGAAGUUGGCUCUGCUGGCUAUUCCCGUGAUUCCACUACAGCUUAUCUUACCUAUCUUAGUGGGCAAAUAUACCAACGGACCCCGUCCAUUGGAUGUGUACCUAAAGGCAAUACCUUAUCGUAUAGUAUUAGCGAGUGUAGCCUCGAUCAUUGCGUAUGCGACGCCUUAUUUGAUUUCCGGCGGCGAGGUGCCCGUCUACUACUAUGUGCUUCUAAUCAUUAGCUAUGGCUGUUAUCAGGUAUUUCUGUACUCUAUGUUUGUGGCCGCUAUGGCAUUCUUUGCCAAGAUCUCGGAUCCCGCCGUUGGUGGCACCUACAUGACAUUCCUUAAUACACUAUGCAAUCUUGGUGGCAAUUGGCCAAAUACGGUGGUACUUUGGUUAGUAGAUGUGCUAACCGUAAAGCAGUGCACCACACAAUCUGAGAAUCCCUGCGAGAAUAAGGAAGAACAGCAGGCCUGUAUCACUUCUGCGGGCUCGUGUAAAAUUAUAUUUGAUGGCUACUACUUGGAAGCGGCGGUGUGCGUGGUAUAUGGCAUUAUUUGGCUGCUGGUGGUGCGCAAGUGGAUAGUCCAUCUGCAGAAUCUGCCCACAAGUGCCUGGAUGGUAGUCAAGCCAUCUGCAGCCAAGCAUAAAUUGCGGUAGCAAUUAAUCGUCUGAUCUUCAUUUUGCGCUACGCGCACAAUCAUUGGUACAAGAAGCUAUACAUAGAAAUCUAGGACUAGGACUAGGACCUCGUGCAUUGUAGGCUAGGCGAAAUGUAAAUUGUUUAUAAGCCACGCCCAUCUCCUCCGUAUUGUUUUAUAUUACUUAAUAUUCCACAUGGAAAUAAAAUCAAAUUCAAUGUUGAGCAU